AUGCCGAAUGUGAAGAUUUGCGGCCUACCGAAAUUGCCAAGAGAGGCCGCGAAGCGCUUGGAGCUGCUCCGGAACAGCAACCAGUACAAUUUGGAGCGGGAAAUGUACGAAGUGUACAGCGACAUGUUACGAAGAAAUGAAGAAAUUGGUAUGUCAGACCUGGAUUUGCAGGGGCCAACGAGUUUUCACACUCGGAUGGACACCAUCAGACCCAAGGUGGAGCAGCAAUACCACACGGCAAACAAGAGGCUUGCAAUUGCAAAGCGGAUAGCAGGCUCGAGUAAAGAACCGGAGGAAUUGGUCAAAUCGAAGGAGCUUUUGAGGUCUGAGUUGGAAGCCGUUGAGGAAGCCCAGCAUGCGGCUAAAGCGUACACGUUGAUGGUGCGCUUGUUUGCCAAAGUCAUUGACAGAGUCAGCGAUGCAGUUGCUGAAAGAGAAGUGCAGAAGAGCAUUCGGCCUGAGCUCGUGAGCUCAAUUGGUUGCCAGAAUGAAGAGUCAACCACUUUGCCCAGACCUCCACAGCUUGGUGUGUACGAGCCGCUUUCACCAGAUGCGGUGAUGCCUUUGGAUAUGACGCCAGAGGAGAUGGAACACAUCCAGCACACAGAGUUGGCUUACAAUGUGAUGCGGGACUUGUGCCAGCGAAAACGUCUUUGCAUCUGUCAGGUGCUGCAGUUUGAGGACUGGAUGAAGGAGGAAAAAAUCAACUUACAGAAAUGCCUGCCGAGCAAAGAGAGGAUCCUGCGAAUGGCUGCCUGCAACAGAAUUGUUCGCUCCUUCCGUUCCAGUCAUUUUACAGAAGAGUUGCAAGCACACAAGAUGUGGCGAAUCACGAACCUUGUGGAGCACUAUGAUCCGAUAGCUGCACCUCGGGUUCCAGAGUACAAAGGCCAAUUUCCCAUGUUUGUGCUCCCCGAGACAUGUCCAGCAAAGACAGUGACAGACACUGCAGGUGAAAGCCACGAAAGGAGACCGGAGGCUGUCACAGGUGAUGGGGUCUGUGGUCAAGACGCCUGGCCAAAAGCACAGGAUGCAGCACAGGCUGAUGUCCAAGAGCCAAAAGAGCAACCGGCAGAGAGAGCAGAGAGUUCAAGACGCUCUCUCGAGCCCUCACAUUUUGACUGUGACAGGCAAAACCGGGUCAAGCAAGAUGUCGCGGAUGCAGACUCGGAAGGGGCUGAAGCCUCUGGGGAACUAGAGGGAAUUUGUGUCGUUUGUAUCGAGAAGUCAGCGCUCUUUGUGAUGCAUGAAUGUGGGCACCUCAUUUUCUGCCCCGGAUGCAGACGCAAAGCAGUCGCAAAAGAAUUGAAGGAGUCCGGCAAGACACAGUGGAAGAGUGUCAAGCCAGGGCAACUCUCCAACAAAGAGCUGGAGCGCACAAAGGUGCGCUGUCCUAUUUGUCGGGAAGAGAGCGUGGCAGUUGCGCAGAAGAAGUUUAGUGGGAAGGUGUACACGUGA
Messenger RNA from Cladocopium goreaui, 1458 nucleotides. The record is from the annotation of a GenBank genome assembly. Lineage: Eukaryota; Dinophyceae; Suessiales; Symbiodiniaceae.